Molecule: messenger RNA, 2016 nt
Organism: Erigeron canadensis
Lineage: Eukaryota; Viridiplantae; Streptophyta; Magnoliopsida; Asterales; Asteraceae
Product: glycosyltransferase BC10-like
Exons: 3
Coding region: 489-1640 (383 amino acids)
Cellular component (GO): membrane
Molecular function (GO): glycosyltransferase activity
Source: RefSeq, a predicted model, not a curated record
UAUUGAAUUCAACAAAAACACUCCAAACGAAAUACUCAAAAGUAAAAAAAAACUGUUCUCUCUCUCUCUCUCACACACACACACACAAACGCAAAUAUACACACAUCGUGCGGUGUUGUAAGCAAAUUCUAAAACAAAACAUCAUUCCAUAGAUCUCUCUCCCUUCAUACGUUUAGUACUUGAUACUGUGUGCGUUGUGUCUCCUAUAUUUACUCCAACAACACUCCUGGACUCAAUUCUUUCUUUUAUCAUUAACAAAUACAAACACAUCAACUGCAAAAGUAUAUAUCAUUCAAUCAAUAAAAGUGUUAAAAUAUAAAAAAAUUAUUAGUAUAUUGUUAGAUAGAUGGUCACUUUUUGUCAUCAGUUAUUGGUAUGGUUCCAAGAUGGUGCCCGAAUGACUUGAUGAGCCAUAACAAAAUACCCACAAGCAGAAAAAAUUCAUAGUAUCAUGGUAUUGAGGUAAAAAAUUGUAAAUAUUGUUACAAAUGGAGGAAGGCAAAGACCCUGCAACUAGUGCAGUUGUAAGUAGAGCAAACCAAUCAAGAGCUUUGCCGCAAAGGCUCAUACAAUUACUUGCUUUGUUUCUAGUAUUAUGUUUUAGCAUUUCUCUUUUUAGUAUUUAUAUGAUUCGUAAAACCGGGGUUGUCACUUCAGUAACCUCAGCCAUCCCCAUUUUAACACCAUGUAUCGAAGAAAAGCCAAAGAACAAUCUUGACCGUUGGAUCAUGCCUCCUUCAAAUCUGAUUCAUACAAUGAAUGAUAAAGAGUUAUUUUGGAGAGCUUCAUUUGUGCCACAAGUAAAGAAGUAUCCAUUUUCAAGACUUCCAAAGAUUGCUUUUAUGUUUUUGACCAAAGGCCCGUUACCAUUGGCUCCUUUAUGGGAGAGGUUUUUUAAGGGACACAAGAGCCUUUAUACUAUAUACAUUCAUUCGCUUCCAUCAUAUGAACCCCGUGUUCCAUCCACAUCUGUUUUUUAUCAGAGACAGAUACCAAGUCAGAUAGCUGAAUGGGGUAGAAUGACCAUGUGUGAUGCCGAGAGGAGACUUUUGGCAAAUGCCCUUCUUGAUGUCUCCAAUGAAUACUUUAUACUUGUCUCUGAAUCAUGUGUUCCCAUCUACAACUUCACUGUAACAUAUCGUUACAUUACGAAAUCCAGAUACAGUUUUAUGGGGGCCUUUGAUGAUCCUGGUCCAUUUGGCCGGGGCCGUUACAACCCCAGCAUGUUACCCGAAGUCAACAUCUCCCAAUGGAGAAAAGGGUCCCAAUGGUUUGAAGUCAACCGUAAACUUGCAACCAUCAUCAUUUCCGACGUUACCUUUUACCCGAAGUUCUUGGAGUUUUGCAGGCCCGCCUGUUAUGUGGAUGAACAUUAUUUUCCAACUCUAUUAACAAUUCUGGCACCAAAUCUUCUAGCAAACCGUAGUUUGACUUGGGUUGACUGGUCAAGAGGUGGGCCACACCCUGCAACAUUUGGGGCAUCAGACAUUACAGAGGCAUUCAUGAAGAAACUUCAUGAAGGGCGGGAAUGUCUUUAUAAUGAUGAGCCUUCAUCAGUAUGUUAUCUGUUUGCAAGGAAAUUUGCUCCUAGUACUUUACAGCGGCUGCUUGUUUUUGCACAGGAAUUCUUGGGUUAUUGAUUUGAUCCGUAUUGGAAGUUGAAGACAGUUCUCUGCGGUAUACAGAUUAUAAUAUGAACAGUUUUUCCUAUACAAUUCUAGCUUGAAGACAGGUUUUCCUGGUUAAUUAGUUUAAGUUGUCACUAGCUUUGGUUGAAAUUUGUUAAGCCUUUCAAACAUAUCCUCCAUCUUAGAAAUUUGAUUCCAUAUUUUUGGUAUUACGCUAUUAACUAUAAAUUCUUCCGUGCUAUUCACGGUAGUGAAGAUGGUGAUGAUUACAUACAGUAGUAUUUUUAGAGUAAAUAGUAGAAUACGGUUGUCCUUAUUUUUACGUUGUUUAUUACAAUAUGAAUGUGUAUGUGAAUGUUAUUGAAUGUGAAUAUUUUGUUAAACAAAA